Messenger RNA from Talaromyces atroroseus, 399 nucleotides. Its product is annotated as 60S ribosomal protein L27-A. The record is from RefSeq and is a predicted model, not a curated record. Gene Ontology annotation, molecular function: structural constituent of ribosome. Gene Ontology annotation, biological process: translation. The transcript is spliced from 3 exons. The coding region runs from base 1 to 399 and encodes 132 amino acids. Gene Ontology annotation, cellular component: ribosome; cytosolic large ribosomal subunit. NCBI's taxonomy places the organism in Eukaryota, Fungi, Ascomycota, Eurotiomycetes, Eurotiales, Trichocomaceae.
AUGAAAGUUGGCCGUGUGGCCAUCAUCACCCGAGGCCGUUACGCCGGAAAGAAGGUCGUCAUCAUUCAGCCUCAAGACACCGGCUCCAAGGCCCACCCUUUCUCCUAUGCCCUCGUUGCCGGUAUCGAGCGUUAUCCCCUGAAGGUCACCCGUCGCAUGGGUACCAAGAAGGUCGAGAAGCGCAGCCGCAUUAAGCCUUUCAUCAAGGUUGUCAACUACAACCACCUGAUGCCCACCCGUUACACACUCGAGCUCGAAGGACUCAAGGGAGUUGUCAGCAACGACACCUUCAAGGAGGUUUCACAGCGCGAGGAUGCCAAGAAGACCGUCAAGAAGGCUCUCGAGGAGCGAUACCAGAGCGGCAAGAACCGAUGGUUCUUCACACCUCUGCGUUUCUAA